Messenger RNA from Suricata suricatta (meerkat), 2268 nucleotides. It is a transcript of the gene GALNS, whose product is annotated as galactosamine (N-acetyl)-6-sulfatase. NCBI's taxonomy places the organism in Eukaryota, Metazoa, Chordata, Mammalia, Carnivora, Herpestidae. The record is from RefSeq and is a predicted model, not a curated record. The transcript has 13 exons. The coding region runs from base 53 to 1504 and encodes 483 amino acids. Gene Ontology annotation, molecular function: arylsulfatase activity; N-acetylgalactosamine-6-sulfatase activity.
UCCCCCAGGACGGAAGGAGGCUCGCUCCACCUCCCCAUGCUCUCUCCUGCAGAUGGGGUGGGGCGACCUGGGGGUAUACGGAGAACCUUCCAGAGAGACCCCAAAUUUGGACCGGAUGGCCGCAGAAGGGAUGCUUUUUCCAAACUUUUACUCAGCCAACCCCCUGUGCUCACCGUCGAGGGCGGCUCUGCUCACCGGACGCCUGCCCAUCCGCAACGGCUUCUACACCACCAACGGGCGCGCCAGAAACGCCUACACGCCGCAGGCGAUGGUGGGCGGCAUCCCGGACCAGGAGCUCCUCCUGCCCGAGCUGCUGAAGGGCGCCGGCUACGCCAGCAAGAUCGUGGGCAAGUGGCAUCUGGGCCACAGGCCUCGGUUCCACCCCCUGAGGCACGGCUUCGACGAGUGGUUCGGAUCCCCCAACUGCCACUUCGGACCUUAUGACGGCAGGGCCCAGCCCAACAUCCCCGUGUACAGGGACUGGGAGAUGGUCGGCAGAUACUACGAGGAAUUUCCGAUUAAUCUGAAGACUGGAGAAGCCAACCUCACCCAGGUGUACUUGCAGGAAGCCCUGGAUUUCAUCAAGAGGCAGCAGGCAGACAAGCGCCCCUUCUUCCUCUACUGGGCCGUCGAUGCCACUCACGCUCCUGUUUAUGCAUCCAGACCUUUCUUGGGCACCAGCCAGCGAGGGCGGUAUGGGGACGCGGUCCGGGAGAUCGACGACAGUGUCGGGAAGAUCCUGCAGCUGCUCCGGGACCUGAGGAUCGCAGAGGCCACGUUCGUCUUCUUCACGUCGGACAACGGCGCCGCCCUCAUCUCCGCCCCGCAGCAAGGUGGCAGCAACGGCCCUUUCCUGUGCGGCAAGCAGACCACGUUUGAAGGCGGCAUGAGGGAGCCUGCAAUCGCGUGGUGGCCCGGGCGGGUCCCCGCCGGCCAGGUGAGCCACCAGCAGGGCACCCUCAUGGACCUCUUCACCACCAGCCUGUCCCUCGCGGGCCUGGCGCCGCCCAGCGACAGGGUCAUCGACGGCCUGGACCUCCUCCCUGCCAUGCUGCGGGGCCGGCUGACGGACAGGCCAAUAUUCUAUUACCGUGGCAACACGCUGAUGGCGGUCACCCUCGGCCAGCACAAGGCCCACUUCUGGACCUGGACCAACUCCUGGGAGGAGUUCAGACAGGGCGUCGACUUCUGCCCUGGGCAGAACGUGUCGGGGGUCACCACGCACACGCAGGAGGAGCACACGCGGCUGCCCCUGAUCUUCCACCUGGGACGAGACCCCGGGGAGAGGUUCCCCCUCAGCUUUGCCAGCACGGAGUACCUGGCCGCCCUCGGCGCCAUUGCCCCGGCCGUCCAGCAGCACCAGAAGACCCUGGUCCCCGGGCAGCCCCAGCUCAAUGUGUGCGACCAGGCAGUCAUGAACUGGGCGCCCCCAGGCUGCAAAAAGUUAGGGAAGUGCCUGACGCCCCCGGAGUCCACCCCCGAGAAGUGCUCCUGGCCCCACUAGCACCUGCUUGUGCUCCCGCCAGGCCUGGGCUCCCCCGCUGGCCGUGCAAGUGCCUGCGGGGAGGAAGGCUCUAGCUGCAGGGCUCUGGAGCUGGAAGAGCCCCAGCUGCGCUCUGCCCCGCCCGCCUGUGCCAGACAGACGUCACCUGCAGGGAUAGUGGAGCCUGCUGGGCGGCACUGCCUGCGCCCUGGAGCCUCCCAGCCCUCCUCCUGGACCCCGGGACCUGCCACAGUGGCCCACAGCCUCACAGCAGCCCCAAGGCAGAAUGCUGCCCCUCAGUCUCCUCUCAGGUCUGCCAGCUCCCCUUCCGACCGCCUACUGGCCAGUCCCAAGGCCCUGCCUCCAUCCCAGGAUCCAGAAGGUGUUGGCUGUCCCCUCCCACGUGUGAGUCCCACUGUCAAAGUUGGCCGUGCCAAUCCUGUUUGAGCCCCUUGGCAUCACCCCACUACCGCGGAGUUGUGAAUGUGGAAGAGAGCCUGACAACAGCCAAGGAAGACCGCCCUGGGCCCAGCGUGGGCAGAGGGAUGCCAGCACCUUCGUUUUAACGCUUGCCUUAGGCAUGCUGACCCUACUGCCCGCGUGGUGAGCGGUGCCGCCACCGGCUGUGGAGACAGCCAGCGGGUGUGGACGCCAACCUUCCCCGCCAGGGUGGGGUUUUUACAUCCCUGUGGUUGUGAUGCCAACGCUGUGCCAUUGUAAGACUUGGGAAAUGAUGGAGAAAAGUUCUAGAAUAAAGUAACAGGCAUUUUUGCUUUUUAAAAUUU